Molecule: messenger RNA, 618 nt
Organism: Entrophospora candida
Lineage: Eukaryota; Fungi; Glomeromycota; Glomeromycetes; Entrophosporales; Entrophosporaceae
Source: the annotation of a GenBank genome assembly
AUGGAGAGUUAUAAAUAUGCCGUUGAUGCCUGUAUUCGAUGUAGUAUUAAGCAAAUCAAAUGCGACAAUAAAGAGGUCUGUGAACAUUGCAAGGGGACAAAAAAUGAUUGUCAUCGAAACAAAACCGUAAAAAAAGAAGUCAAAAGAUAUCAAAGACUGAAUAGAUCAUACAAACGCUUUCGUAAACAAUUUGAAACACUUCAUAAACAAAUUUUACAAACCAAAACUACUGACGAGCAGGAAAUGUUAAAUCGAUUAUUAAAUCUUAGCAAUCAAGUCGAAGCGCUUCAUCAUCAAAUUUUACAAACCAAAACUAUUAUUGAUGAACAAAGGAUUUCAAAUCCAUUAUUGAAUUAUUAUUUUAACAAAUUUAAUUUUGGUAAUAAUAACAAAGUUAAAGCACUUCAUCAACAAAUUUUACAAAAUAUAACUAAUAUUAAUGAGCGAAGAAUGUCGAAUCUAUCAUCCAAUUAUUAUUUUAACAAUAAUAAUCAAGCACUCCAUCAACAAAAGUUACAAAUCAAAACUACCAAAAGUGAGCAAGAAAUGUCAAAUCUAUUAUUAAACGAUUUUAGUCAUAAUAAUAAUAAUUCCAAUAUCAACAACACCGAUUUAUGA